UCGUGAUUACGUUUCUUGCGAUCGUAACGCGGACGCACGCAUCUCAUCUAUCAAAUAAAUAAAAAUAAAUACUUGCUCCGAGUUUCUAUAUUUUUUCGCGGUUGCGGUUAAGUUACUGUGAAUCAAGUGAUAUUAUCUAAAGUAGAAACUGCUUAUCAACUGUACGUCGACCAUUUUCAGUCAUUAGUGUUUUUGCUAUUAUUAUCCUAAAGAAUCUUUUUAAUUAACCAAGUUAAUGUACUAGUGCUUUCGUAAAAGUUUCUCGCUAUCUGUGUAAAAUGUUGCGUAAGUAAUUUUGUGAGUGGCGAUAAAUAAAAGUAGUAAUGCUGAUGAGAAGAAACAUGGGUAAAUUAAAUAAUUCUUUUCUUUGGGGUAUUUUAUUUGCAUCGGCGACAUGGAGUAUAUCGCUGUACCUCUACUGGUUGCUGAACAUGAGUGGUGACAGUAUCAUUAAUAGCACUGAGGACAGGAUCCAUUACCGCCUUGUGAACACUGACGAGAAGAACCGUAUAAAGAACAAUGAUAAAUCUAUUGCAGCAUUAGAGGGAAAGAACUUACUGCUAGACAAUGCAAAAGCAGAAGAAAAGUAUUCCGGGAACAUUUGGAAGUAUCAAAAGAGUAAAUCGGAAUACCAAAAUAAAAUGCUGCUGAAAGAGAAGUACGCAAGACACCUCGGACUCAAGAUGACGGCACAGCCAGACAACGGUCUUGAUAACCAGUUUGGACUGAUCCGCAAUGCAGAAGAUGUGAGGAUCCGAGAUGAUGGAUACACACUCUAUGCCUUCAACACACUUGUUUCACAAAGAAUUGGAAACCACAGAGGCUUGCCGGACACCAGGAAUAAACUGUGUCGUACACAAAAAUUCCCAGAUAAACUACCAAAAACAUCUGUGAUCAUAUGCUUCUACAAUGAACAUUACCAGACAUUGAUGAGAUCCAUUCACUCAAUACUAGAUCGAACUGAUCUCAAAUAUUUGAAAGAGAUCAUUCUAGUUGAUGACUACAGCGACAUCGAAGGACUUCAUAAUUCUGUACAAAAGUCAGUGAAUGAACUGAAUAACAGAAUGCGCAAAGAGGAAGAAAUGCUGGAAACCAAUAACAUUGAUGUAGAGAAUGUAGUAGAUUAUAUAAACGAUGACAAUAAUGUUGUUGAUAAGAAAACCACUGAGAAAAAUAAAGAUGGUUUGAAUAUUAGAUUGUUGAAGACUAGUAAGAGGGAGGGUCUUAUACGGGCAAGGCUGUAUGGUGCCGAAAACAGUGUUGGAGAAGUUCUCGUGUUCCUUGAUUCGCAUAUCGAAGUGAACGUGGACUGGCUGCCUCCGAUGUUGACUCGUCUCGCAAAGGACGUGGAUGGUGUCACCGUGAGAUACUCCCACCGUGCAGUGACCCCAAUCAUAGACGUUAUUGACGCCGACACAUUCGAGUAUACAGCCAGUCCUCUAGUCCGAGGAGGUUUUAAUUGGGGACUCCAUUUCAAAUGGGAUAACUUGCCGAAAGGAACUUUGAAAACUGAUGAAGAUUUUGUGAAGCCCAUCAAAUCACCAACAAUGGCGGGCGGGUUGUUUGCAAUGUACCGCGAGUAUUUCAACUACAUUGGUAAAUAUGAUGCUGGCAUGGACCUCUGGGGUGGGGAGAAUUUGGAAUUAUCCUUUAGGAUUUGGAUGUGCGGUGGUACAUUGGAACUGAUCCCGUGCAGCCGUGUGGGUCAUGUUUUCCGCAAGCGACGUCCUUACGGACAAGAGGAGAAAGUCAACUAUAUGCUGCAAAACUCUAUGCGAAUGGCGCGCGUCUGGAUGGACGAGUAUGUGAAUAAAGUCAUAGAACAUAAUCCGGAAGUGGUGUAUAUGAACCUAGGCGAUCUAUCAGAAAGGCACAAUCUACGCAAACGAUUGAACUGCAAGUCUUUCAAAUGGUUCCUGGAUCAUAUCUACCCGGAACUGGAAAUGGGCGUUGAUGACAAAAACAAGAAAAAGAUGGCCGCCUUGAAUGAUGUUGAGAAGAACAAAUUCCAGCCGUGGCAUUCUAGGAAACGCAACUACACUGAUUCGUAUCAAAUCCGCUUGAAGAACACGACGCUUUGCAUCCAAAGUGCCAAUGACGUGAAGACCAAAGGUAGUGGCUUGGUUCUCGCUAGCUGCAUCAGGAUUUUGAGUCAGAUGUGGUUUGAAACGAGUCGUAGCGAGCUUGUUUUGGGUCGUACUCUUUGUUUGGACGCCUCAAAUAAUGUGGCGCCGAAACUCAGCAAAUGCCACGAAUUGGGCGGCUCACAGGAGUGGAAACAUAAAGGAUCGCCUGCAUACCGGUUUGUGGAAUUUAUUAACGAUGCAAAAAAAUGGCAUCUUAACGCUAUAAGUAAGCAGCUGGAGUUGGGGCGAAUUUUUUGUUUUGAUGUGUUCGACAAUUUGGUGUUGAGCGCUGGGAAAUGUAGAAAACAACAGACUGAACAAGAGUGGAACCGUAUGUUCGGAGGUGCUGGAAGUCCAGUUUAUAACACGGCAGCGGGCAUGUGUCUAGGAGUCGACCGACCUUACAGAGGCGAGCCACUCAUAAUGGUGAUAUGCGACAACCAACCGACGAACCAAUGGGACUUUAUCAGGUCCUAAACAACCCGGAUCAACGCACACGGCUACCGAGUAAAUAUAUAAUUAUUAUUGUAUGUACAAGCGUAUUGCAAACUAUUUGUAGUCGACCUUAAAAUUUGCUUUAUCACUUGCAACACUCAGCCUCAAAAGUGGUCUCCCAGGUUUGACAAACAGGUGUUAAUAUUCACUUGUAACGGUGUUUUUCAGAAUUGACCUUAUAAACUUAUAAACAUUCAUAUGAGUCUUAUCGCAUUUUUACCGACAAAAACGUACAUUAUUUUGUGAUAAGCAAACAAGAAUUAGGUACUCUCAAGUGUGCUCUCGAGUGUGCUAAAGCAAUUUUACGGUCGACCUUACUAUACUAUAAUAUAUUGAUGUGACUAGGCUAAUUAGCCGACCUGAGCUUCUAGGUUUAGUUGUACACAGCGAAUGUUGUAAUCAAACGUAAUUUAAUGCACUUAUUCAAUAGCAACGAUCAAAACAUUAGGAUUUGAACACGAAUUGAUCUCGUACAAAAUUGACAUAGAAUUAAUUUCGUACAUCUAUGUUUAUUAUACAUACAGCACCUUAACAUCGAAAAAAGAUACAAAAUAUAUGUUAGUUAGUUUUAAUUUGAAAUGAUUUAGUAGUUUAAUGUACAUUUUAGGUAACAUCUGAUUUAUACCCGACUGUUUCUUUAUUGCAAGUUUUUUUUGUAUAGUCUUGUCUUAAUAGAGAAAAUUAAUUCUCAGUCGGGUUACUAUGAUAUUAUAUAACGAAUCUCUAUUUAAUAUAUAGUUAGCUUGUUCUUCAUUAAAGCAUUACUGGCUCGUGAAUAACCGAUACCGUCCCGUUUUAUUUUUUGCGUUGUCUCUGUCGUGAAAGUGUUAGAUUAUGCUAUUAUAUUCUACUUUUAGUACGUUUUACACGCAUGUUUUGCUAUCUAAGUAAAUUAAAAUGUUUUGGAAGCAACGGAUAUUUUAUAAAAAUAUCUAUAUUAAAAUUAUAUUCUAAAUAUGAGUACUUCCUGUAGGAAAUAGAAAUAACUAGUUAGUGUUAGUCUGUUUUUUGAUAUGUUUAUAAUUAUAACAUACUAGUAUAUGUUGGGGUGCUGAUACAACUAAAAACUUUUUUACUUAUCACUGAUAUCAGUAUAAUUGUUUUUCAAUGCGAGCCUAUCUUUCUCCAUUUUCACUCAUUUAUAACCUGAAUCUCUCUCUAGGCAUACUGGCUUAUUCAUUUGUCUAGCUCAGCGAAUUUUUGUUUUAAUUUUACUGUAAGUUUAAAAUUGCCAUAGCUCUCUAAAACAUAUCACUGUUUGUAUAAUACGAUAAGUUUUCUGUGUAUCGGCACCCUAAUGUCUGAUCAACAUGACAAGAAUCUUAUUUUAUUAUAAUUGCGAUUCCUAUUACAUUCUCAUUACUACUGACUGACUGACUGUUUUCCAAUUUGUGAUAGUAAUACUGAAAAUCUCUUUUUUGACAUAGUGUACAAUUUGUGUAAGCAAGAAUGAUUUGAACCCAAAAAGUUGCAACGUAUGAAAAUACAGUUAUAACUUUUUUGCAAACCUGUACUCGAUUUCCUUCUAUAAUUAUAAUACACACGCAUCAUAAUAAUGAUUUUAUAUUUCUGCUUAGUCUUAAAUAUGUGUUAAGUAGGUGAACUCAGAGGUGCGAUUAACCGAAUUAAAAUUCUAGGUGGAACUACAUUUUCCUGAUUUAAUGAAAUUGUACUGUUGUUAGGUUUAGUGAACUAUGACUGACAAGUUUUUAUUUUAUGUGCGGGAAGUAGUUCUCUCGAGAUGCAGGUGAAACCACAGGCGGAAGCUAGUUUGUAACAAACAUCACUGCUUUACUCAAAGUAACUGGCAACCAAAACCGUAAAUGGGCGGUUAAUCGUGCCUCUGUGAGUAUAUAGGAUUUACUUCAUCGUACCCACUACACAUAUUUAUACAUUUUUGACUGACAAAGAUCUGCUUUAGAAAAACAAUCGUAAUUAAGUUGCCAAAAGAAUUAAGCGAUUAAGAAUAUUAGUAACUCAAGCAUUUUUUUCUAAAACUUUCUGAUAAUUUUGCGUAUUAACUUGGUUGUGGAACAAAGUAGCCAUUCAUUGUGAAAUUCAUUCAAUUACCCUGUAGACUGAUGUAGACUAGAGCUUUGAGUAUUAGGUAGAC
This is a messenger RNA of Helicoverpa armigera (cotton bollworm), 4734 nucleotides long. It is a transcript of the gene Pgant35A, whose product is annotated as polypeptide N-acetylgalactosaminyltransferase 35A. Gene Ontology annotation, cellular component: Golgi apparatus. NCBI's taxonomy places the organism in Eukaryota, Metazoa, Arthropoda, Insecta, Lepidoptera, Noctuidae. Bases 324 to 2603 code for a protein of 759 amino acids. Gene Ontology annotation, biological process: protein O-linked glycosylation; regulation of Notch signaling pathway. The transcript has 12 exons. Gene Ontology annotation, molecular function: polypeptide N-acetylgalactosaminyltransferase activity; Notch binding. The record is from RefSeq and is a predicted model, not a curated record.